Aureobasidium pullulans EXF-150 is the source of this 1349-nucleotide messenger RNA. Its product is annotated as acyl-CoA N-acyltransferase. The transcript has a single exon. Gene Ontology annotation, molecular function: acyltransferase activity, transferring groups other than amino-acyl groups. Lineage: Eukaryota; Fungi; Ascomycota; Dothideomycetes; Dothideales; Saccotheciaceae. The coding region runs from base 339 to 1184 and encodes 281 amino acids. The record is from RefSeq and is a predicted model, not a curated record.
GGACUCGUGCUUUUACUGGUUGUCGGCCAUCUCCUGGUUUCCGGAUCUGUGACCCUGUCACUUAUUUUUUGAUCUGCAAAUAUGGAAUACUGGAUGACUCAAAACUUAGAGGAAGACGUCAAAGUGAUUCGUUGAUUUGAAAUACUGGACUGACUCAUCUUACAACACCGAGAUACUGAUACGUUGACUUGUGUCAUCAAAGGAAACACAACAAUCACCAAGGACCUCAACGCUCAACCAAGAAUCAGACCCUCCGAUUCUUGAGUCCAAUCAACCAUUAUCUUAGCUGUAACAACUCCAUCCAUCAAGUUAGAACACCAAAAGGACUAACCGUAACGAUGCCCAUCCUCGUCCGCCCCAUGCGUCCCUCGGACCUCCCAGCACGCGAACGCAUCAUGGCCGCCGCUUUCAGUGCAGGUCUCCGCCCCCACAUCUAUCCCAACGGUACCACACCAGAGGAUACAAUCCGCAUGUUCACCGACACGCUCUCGUCCAUGCAAUCCAAAACCUCUCAGUCCGCCGAUCAACCCGGCUCCCGUCUCUUCGUGGCUUAUGACUCCGAAGUCCCUGCUCUACCCUCUGAUCUAGAGUUUCCAGAAACUUGGGAGAAGAAGACAGAAGUGGAAUUGACUGGAAAGGCGAGGGAGGAGGAAAAGAGGAUUGUCGGUUUGGCGCUUUGGCAGCUUCAGCCACUUGCGAGGAGGCAGGAAGAUGUGGAUAAGGAGAAGGAAAGUGCAGAUGGUGAUUCCAGCCAUGCACCUUCCGCCAAUGCCGCACUUCUUGACGGGUUUGCGGAAGCACUCACAGCGGCUAGAGACCGAUGGAUUGGAUUGGAAGCAAAUCUAUAUCUCAAGGUACUUGCUAUCGACCCUGCGUACCAGCGCAAGGGCGUAGGGAGUUUGUUGCUGGAUGAGGGGUUGAACAUUGCGGAUCGCAUUGGUUUGCAGGCGUAUCUUGAGGCCACGGAGGUGGGAAGGCCGCUGUACAAGAGGAAAGGAUUUGAGGAUAGAGAUUAUAUGGAUUUUGAUGUGGCUAAGUAUGCGCCGGCUGCUGAGGGAGAAGAUCAUAGGUUCAUGUGUAUGGUGCGCCCUGCGCCUGCUGGCGGGAAGAAGACUGUUGGAGGUAUCAAGGGAGCAAAUGAGGAACCGGGCGGUAAUGAAGUUGUUGAUGAGAAGGCUGAGUAGAACUUUGCAGUCCAACAUGAGUUAAUGGCAAGCAUAGAACUUCAUUAUUACGACUACUGGGAGUGCAGACUAUCUCCCUCAUUCGAGCAAAAGAAGGAAAAAAAGGAAAGAGGCAACGCAAAGGAUCGAAUCCGCAACCUUAUGGAGCAAAAGCAAUAGACCCGC